CCUUUGUUGGCAUCUGGUGCGGUGACGGUGUGAUGUGCGCGUAGAUCUGUUAUAGUUUUUCCGGUAUAAUUUUCAAUUCGUGAAAUUAAUAAAAACUCGAUAUUGCUUUCGUCUUUCUCUGUGUUGUGUGAAACGCAAUGCGCGAACGGAUAAUAAAGUUCGAGCAUAUUCAGUUAAGCGUUUAUCAACUCUCGACAUAACCUAACUUUCGAUAUGGAUUUACUGUACACUGUUAAUAGAAAAGUAACGGUAAAAUCAUUUAUAAAUCAGGAAAGCCUGUAUGAGGGACAGUCGUUGUGCUCGUUAUCUAGUCGUAAUAUAGCUGCUUUCACAACUACCACUGAAUUAGACGACAACAGUGGAAAGACAUGGGGGUCUCAGGUUUACGUCUGCGAUUUAAAUAUGCCUUGGCAUAUCCACAAGGUGCUGUCGAGCAAGAAUACGAUAACUGCGUUAGAGUGGGAUUUGCCAGGUGACAAGUUAGUCGUCGCCGAUUCGAUUGGCAAUGUUCAGUUAUGGAUGUUCAAAGAUCAUGUUCUGAACGAUUGGGUAUUGAUCGGUUCCACAUGUUUCUUUGGCGAACAUAUAUUAGGCGCUGCUUGGUUCCAUAAUGGGAAAAAGACGGGUCUUGUGACUGAGAAAAAAGAUAGUAUUCACUAUAGUGAGAAAUUCAAUAAUUUACCAUUCGCACCAUCCGUAAGACAAUUCGGAGGUAGAGCAGCGGAAGGUGUAUUAGUUGUCUCGACCACAGGCAUGGUGGGUGCUGUUAUGAUCACGAAAGAUUUUCAGAAUCCCGUUUGUUCCUCCACCGAGAGUUUGGGCAGCACGAGGCAUAGGAUAACAGCGGUCGAUUUAUGUUAUGGCAAAAAUGGUCACAUUUUGGUAGCCGUAAGCGGUGGAAAUAUUUCUUUGCCGAUCAGGUGUUACAGAGUAUUAGUUCGUAAGAACGAUGAUAAGUGCACCAUCACGUCACAGGCACUCCCUAGCUUCUUCCUACAGGACGGUGCACCGAAAGACAAUACAUAUACAAACGUGACGCAAUUGAAAUUCGUGGUCCGCGAGGACGCGGAUUCGUUAGUUAUUGCUGUGAAUAGCGACAGCGGUGGUAUAGUAGAAGUAUGGGAGUUGCGAGAGAAGUCUCAGCCAGUUCACAAGUUAUUUCAACCAAAAACGCUAGAGCCAUUCAAAACAGUUGUGGUAUGGCAGCAUCAAUCGCAAUACCGGUGCCAGUCACCGAUAACUGCGAUAGGAACCACGAAAUUAUCUAUAGUCACCACGUUGCCUCCACCGAGUUACGUUAUAGUAGCUUUGGCAGAUUCAUCGGUGCAUUGCUUGAGUCGCGACUGUUUGAAGGAGAUAUCGUACUCCUCCUUGAACAUGGCAUGGCGACCCGAGGAACCGAACAAUAAAUAUUUCAAGAGCUCAGUGUCGAUAGCUAGUAUAGAUAUCUCUUGGCUAGGCUGCGUGCUCCUAGUCUGUGAUACACGUGGGAAUUUAUAUCUGUACAAAUUGUUACCCGAUGGAGGACCAUCAUUAACCCUUAGUUACGCUUGUACAUUAUUAGAAUAUUGUUUAGUAACCGGAUUAGAUUGGUUGGACAUAUUGUUAUGUUUGAGAUCCUCGAUGAUCGAGCCGUUAUGCGAAAGACUAGACGUUUCUUUCAACAGACAGUUACAGCCUAUACAGCAAUAUCAUUAUAUUCAAUUCCUUUCCAUCAAGACAUCGCUAUACAGGAUGCUAGUAUCGGGCCAGAGUAAAGCUGCCGAUUUAUCAUCGCUGCUUAUGAUACAUUCGGUAGCGACGGCUUUCAAAUCAUUGUUACGACCGUCGGACCUGAUUUCUCACGAUAAGGGACCAGCCGAGAGCUUAGCAGCUGUGAUUAACGAUGCAAUAACAGACGUAGACAAGGUUCUUUUACAUCUCGAUCCGAAGGAGUUUACAGUGGAACCGAGCACUCUUCAAUCGUUGCAACAGUUGAUUCAAUGGGUAGCUGAUCUAGCUUUGAACCUUUUAGCUCGUCUCCCAGAGCAACGACUGCAGAUGAAAUCCGGCGGCUACGAACUACUAAAGGACCAUAAAGCUUUAAACACGUUGAGAGAGUUGCUUGUUAUUAUACGAAUAUGGGGUUUGCUGCGUCCUUCGUGUCUUCCGGUAUUUUUACGCAGCGCCGACAACCUGGAUGUUCUAGCUUUGCUGUUUCGUUUAUUGUCAAAAUUGGUCCAGCCAAAUGGAGAUGGUCAAACGCAGCAAGUCGACGAUGGGCUGAUCGAUGACUGUUGCCUGCUACCUAACCAGAUUAUGAUACCACAAUUGCACCACGGUAAUAGCAUGACGGCUAUAGCUACCCCUGUACUGUUCUAUCAAAGUUUUCCUUUACAGGUAGAGUACGGUACAGAGCCUGAACAGUUGUUAUUUUUACCCGAGCUUAACCCAGUUGAGGGUUGUAUGCAUAGUGGGCAGAUCGUAGAUGGUAUCCGGCACUUAUACCUCGGGAAACAACCGCUUCUAGUUAAACAAUGUACAAGGUGCGGUGGAAAGGCCCAAGUUCAAAACAUGACGAGGACGGCUGCGAUCAGGGCAUGGGACCAGAGGUGGGCUCGAGCCUGUCGUUGUGGUGGAAUCUGGCGAAUUCAUAAAACGUCCCCCUGAACGAGAUUUUGUAAUAUACUUGUGAUUUUUUACAUGUUAAUAAAAUUAAAAGUUUUUAUGUAAAAU
This is a messenger RNA of Ceratina calcarata, 2715 nucleotides long. RefSeq names its product mediator complex subunit 16 (gene MED16). The coding region runs from base 214 to 2649 and encodes 811 amino acids. Lineage: Eukaryota; Metazoa; Arthropoda; Insecta; Hymenoptera; Apidae. The record is from RefSeq and is a predicted model, not a curated record. Gene Ontology annotation, molecular function: protein binding. Gene Ontology annotation, cellular component: mediator complex. The transcript has 14 exons. Gene Ontology annotation, biological process: positive regulation of DNA-templated transcription.